CGGAUAAAAACAUUUUUACAUAAAUUAAAAUUGUAACGUGUAUUUCAAUUAAUUAUUAUCAUUUUAAAUACAUCAAAAUGAUGUUAAGACUAUUAUGCCCUCGCAUUCUACCAGCAGUGUCCUUCCAGCAAAUCAGGAAUCUUCGACCAACCAUCAAAAUCGGUAGAGAGAAGUUCGAAAUAACUCUAAACGUGCACCAGUUCCUCAAAGAAGAGAUCAGAGUCAAAGCCAGACCAGAAUAUGUCUGCAUCGAAGGCAAACAGGAGCGAGAAACUAAAAGAGGUUACAUUAUAAGACAAUUUACGAGGAAAUUCAGGCUCCCCAAAGGUUGUAAUCCUCAGGCAAUAAGGUCUGAAUUGUCUCCUGAUGGUACUUUAACUAUUACAGCGCCCAGAGAGCAUUGUGAAAUAAAUUUGCCUUGUGAAAUGGCCGUGCCUAUUUCUCUUACCGAUAAAAAACCAGAAGACCAAUCUAUCGUUGAGGUGCAGAAAGAGAAAUUGUCAACUACUGAUUAUUGUAAGAAAAUGAUUGAAGAUUGUAAAAAGAAGAAUGAUGUAAAAUAGUCGCCGAAUGUUCAAGUAAAGUUUUGAUUUUGAUUGACAACGUUUUUUGCUGUCUUUUGAUUCUGACAUACUUAUCACAUGAGAGAAUUAAAAGCG
Molecule: messenger RNA, 659 nt
Organism: Leguminivora glycinivorella
Lineage: Eukaryota; Metazoa; Arthropoda; Insecta; Lepidoptera; Tortricidae
Product: protein lethal(2)essential for life-like
Exons: 1
Coding region: 78-563 (161 amino acids)
Biological process (GO): response to heat; protein refolding
Molecular function (GO): protein folding chaperone
Source: RefSeq, a predicted model, not a curated record